Molecule: messenger RNA, 1020 nt
Organism: Gloeophyllum trabeum ATCC 11539
Lineage: Eukaryota; Fungi; Basidiomycota; Agaricomycetes; Gloeophyllales; Gloeophyllaceae
Exons: 2
Coding region: 1-1020 (339 amino acids)
Source: RefSeq, a predicted model, not a curated record
AUGUCUGUUCCUUAUAUCGCCAUGGACCCAGCGAUUAUCAUUGCUGUCCCGUAUUGCCACAUCUGGUCACCGACGCGCUCGGAGGAAAGUGGCGGCGAUAAUACCUGGGCAUUUUGUUCAUCACAAUUUCUGUCGGCUACGCAGAAACUCCUGGAAAGGCACGCGAAGCGCGACGCGUCCGUGCGUCUCAGCCCGCUCGCAGCUCCCAUUCCCGUGAUGCCAGAGCUUCGCCACCCAAAGCCCAUACGGGCAUACCGGUACGUUCCAAGCUGGGUAGACGACUGGGACAAGGCCGGGGUUCUGGAGGACUCGCCAUCCUGCACGCCACAAUCACCCGCGACACCUACCGAAUCGUACUCUCAUAUGGAUAUCACCGCGGACUAUCCCGGGCUGGGGAAUGGGUGCAGUGGUAAGGCAGGGGAGGACUACUCUAUCUGCCGGAGACCUGCUUCGACGAUAUCCGAGCUGUCUCAUUACCUUCCCCUCGAGGUCCUGGAGGAGCUUGGCCUCUCUCCCAGUGCUUCUAACGCAAGCUCGGGGUAUCCCGACACACCAGCGACGAGCGUGCACAGUUCGGCAUGCGCAGAUCCCCGCCACGUCCAGCUGCUGGAGACGCUUGUCACCGAACGCAAGCAGCAGGCGUGGCGCAUGGCGGAUGACGACCCACCAUGUGGCGAGACGGCCACCGCCCAUCGUCAUGAGCAGCUACUCGGGGCGGUGCUGCAGGACAUCGAGGAGCUAGUGCAAAGCUCGGCGGUUGUGGCGCGCGCCAGCUCGCGGCCUGGUCUUGUGCAUUGCUCGUCCGAUGCACACUGCAGCUCCUGGAGAGACGCAUCUCAUGCGUCGGACGCCUCCAUCUUGGGCACCCUCGGCAAGCCCUUGUCGGAGCAUCAGAGCCCGCGCAUGCAACUGCAAGACGAAGGGAGGGAGCAUAGGGAGGUGUUGUUGGGCAUCCUCAAUGAACCCCUCAGGAACAUCGAGGGGCGCCGUCGUGGGCAGUAUUGCAGGGGCGAGUGGUAG